Messenger RNA from Fragaria vesca subsp. vesca, 489 nucleotides. RefSeq names its product cyclic nucleotide-gated ion channel 1-like. The coding region runs from base 1 to 489 and encodes 162 amino acids. NCBI's taxonomy places the organism in Eukaryota, Viridiplantae, Streptophyta, Magnoliopsida, Rosales, Rosaceae. The transcript has a single exon. The record is from RefSeq and is a predicted model, not a curated record.
AUGUUGAAAGUGAUUUGUGAGCAUCUGAAGCCAGUCAUUUACACUGAAGACAACUACAUUGUUCGAGAAGGGAAACCACUUGGUAUGAUGCUCUUCAUCACACAAGGACUCGCAUGGAGCUACACAACCGAACACAUCAAUGGUGGACGAACAAGCUUUGAUUCUUCAAGUAAUGAGUGGUUAAAGAAAGGUGAUUUUUACGGAGAAGUGCUGUUGAAUUGGGCAUUCAAGUCUCCCUCCUUCUCUUCUUUACCAAUCUCCACUAGAACUGUUAUGUCCCAAGAAAAAGUUGAAGCAUUCACUCUAAGGGCUAGCGACUUGAAGAGUAUAGUCUGCAAAUUCUGGUGGCAUUUUACCAGAGAGCUCGAGCAAGUGGAGCUAGAACAGUGGGAGAAUGCAGCAGCUUCUUCAAUACAAGGAGCUUGGCGCAACCGUUUGGCAAAGGCUAGGCGUUCAAAUCGCUGGGACAAAUUUACCGCCCAUUAUUAG